This is a messenger RNA of Formica exsecta, 447 nucleotides long. RefSeq names its product graves disease carrier protein homolog. The coding region runs from base 84 to 341 and encodes 85 amino acids. NCBI's taxonomy places the organism in Eukaryota, Metazoa, Arthropoda, Insecta, Hymenoptera, Formicidae. The record is from RefSeq and is a predicted model, not a curated record. The transcript has 2 exons.
CAGUACAAGUUAAUGAAGUUAAUGGAAAGAUAAUAUUUCAGGAAGGUGGCCUACGAGCAUUAUAUAGAGGAUUCUGGCCAAAUAUGUUGGGCAUGAUACCCUAUGCAGGAUUUUCCUUCUAUACGUUUGAGAAAUUAAAAUACCUAUGCUUGAAAUACGCACCACAGUAUCUUUGUUCUGAAUAUAAAACAACUGAUAGUCUUAUAUUAAAUAUACCAGCAAAACUUUUAUGUGGAGGCGCGGCCGGUGCUGUAGCGCAUACUUUCUCUUAUCCAUUGGAUGUUACAAAAAGACGCAUGCAAUUGGCAAUGAUGAAUCCAACUACAUAUAAAUAUGCGUAAGUAAUAUGAUAUACAACAAUAUUCUACAAGAAUUUUAACCUUGCAAAUUAAACGGCUCUCUUGUGUUUAAUCUUACAAUACUUUUUUUAAUUACUAUCGUUAUUGU